Messenger RNA from Pseudopipra pipra, 1498 nucleotides. Its product is annotated as zinc finger protein OZF-like. The transcript has 2 exons. The record is from RefSeq and is a predicted model, not a curated record. Bases 48 to 1436 code for a protein of 462 amino acids. Lineage: Eukaryota; Metazoa; Chordata; Aves; Passeriformes; Pipridae.
GUCAGUGUCCCUUUGGGCGGGUGUUGUGCUGGCUCUGUCAGCCGAGCAUGGCCCCGGCUGCAGGACAACCCCGCUGGCGCCGCCGUCCUGCCGGGGCCGGAGUUGGGGGGAUGUCCUUGGCCUUCCCUGUGGGCCGGAGGCAAAUCCCCUGCCUGUCCUUCUUGCUUCCUGCCCCAGGCCCCGAGCUGAGGACGGAGAGCCCGGAGGACAAAUCCCCUCGUGAGACCCUGGUGGGAGAGGCCGUUUUGAAGGGCUCCCCGGCGCAGGAAGGCAGCGGGGAGGAAAAGGGCCGGAGAUCCCCCCGCAGGAGGGGCUCCAAAGCCAUCCCAGGGUGCUCUGAGGAAGAAGGACCCAGCCUGUGCCGGGAAGGCAGCUGGAGCUUGAGGGGGAGUUCUGAGCUGGUGGUCCAUGAGCAGGCUCCCAGCAGGGAGAAGCCCUUCGUGUGCUUGGAAUGUGGGAAGAGCUUCAGGCAGAGGUCCCACCUGAUCCGACACCUGCACAUCCACACUGGGGAACGGCCCUACCCAUGUGGGGAAUGUGGGAAGAGCUUCAGGCAGAGUUCCCACCUCCUCACCCACCAGCACAUCCACACUGGGGAACGGCCCUACACCUGUUGGGAAUGCGGGAAGAGCUUCAACCAGAGCUCCACCCUUCGCACCCACCAACGCAUCCACACUGGGGAAUGGCCCUACAAGUGCUUGGAAUGUGGGAAGAGGUUUCAGACCAGCUCACAUCUCCUCCUGCAUGAGCGGACGCACACGGAUGAGAGGCCCUUCCGCUGCACCGACUGCGGGAAGGGCUUCAACCGGAACUCCAACCUCGUCACUCACCGGCGCAUCCACACAGGGGAGAGGCCCUACAAGUGUGGGGAGUGUGGGAAGAGCUUCACCCAGAGCUCUAACCUGAUACGACACCAGCAGAUCCACACAGGGGAACAGCCCUACACGUGUGGGGAGUGUGGGAAGAGCUUCAGGGACAGCUCUAAACUCCUCACGCACCAGCGCAUCCACACUGGGGAACGGCCCUACAAGUGCUUGGAGUGUGGAAAGGGGUUUCACACCAGCUCCAGUCUCCUCAGGCACCAGCAGACGCACACGGAUGAGAGGCCCUUCCGCUGCACCGACUGUGGGAAGGACUUCAUCCAGAACUCCGACCUCGUCACCCACCGGCGCAUUCACACAGGGGAGAGGCCCUACAAGUGCUCGGAAUGUGGGAAGAGGUUUCAGCGCAGCUCCAGUGUCCUCCUGCAUGAGCGGACGCACACGGAUGAGAGGCCCUUCCGCUGCACCGACUGCGGGAAGGGCUUCAACCGGAACUCCAACCUCGUCGCCCACCGGCGCAUCCACACCGGUGAGAGGCCCUACAAGUGUGGGGAGUGUGGGAAGAGCUUCACCCAGAGUUCCAAUUUGACCAAACACCAACGGACCCACCAGUGAGGGAAGCCCUUCCAGUGCCCCGACUGCGGGAAGAGCUUUGGCUGCUGCUUCCACCCCGAAUG